Ciona intestinalis (vase tunicate) is the source of this 1685-nucleotide messenger RNA. RefSeq lists its product as uncharacterized. Lineage: Eukaryota; Metazoa; Chordata; Ascidiacea; Phlebobranchia; Cionidae. Gene Ontology annotation, biological process: regulation of DNA-templated transcription. Gene Ontology annotation, molecular function: DNA binding; DNA-binding transcription factor activity, RNA polymerase II-specific. The record is from RefSeq and is a predicted model, not a curated record.
ACUAUAAUAUGUCAGUUGGUACCGGGGGUCUGUGUGUAAGGGGGCACAUAAGGUAGAUCAGCGGAUUUAUUUUUUAGGAUUGCAAAAAAGGGAUUGGCUACUGGAAGAUAAGCUAUUUUAACGUCAUAGGUUUGCAGGUUUCCUCAUGAUUUAGCAAAAGCUAAAACUAAUGAUAUAAAAACGGCAAAAUUUAAAUUUCUUCAUAUAUCUAGGUUUUUACCGAAAAGUAUCUCUGAAGUGAGAUAAGAAUGUUGGUCACUGUUAAUGCGCUAACAGGUUCUCUUCCUCAACGUGAUAUUCCAACACCGACAAAAAGGAGAACAUCUUUUUUAAUCCGAGACAUUCUAGGUGAAGAUAAUUCGUCUUCAUCGAAGAGGAAGAUCGAGGCCAAACACAAUAAUAAUUUAAAAAACAAUUUACGCUGUUCUGAUUGUGAUUAUCAAAAACGUUGCAGGGUUGAAAACACAUACAGAAAAUAUAGUUUAGAACUCGAUGAAGAAUUUAAAGACAUGUUCCACAGUACAGGUUUCUAUACACACUCCCACCGAGAAGCCACGCCGCCAUUUUCCAACCAGGAGUCAACAUGCAUACCGCCCAACCAUUUCGAUGUACCUCAUUAUACAGGACAGCGUUUGGUUCUGUCCAACGACUGUAAACCGCCAAAAAGAACUGACUUAGGAAUUGAUAAUCGAUGUCGGGACAACAGCUAUUCCUCACUUCACUUAAACGCUCAACAUGAAGGUUGGAUACAUCCACCAACGCUCCAGUCAACUCUACCUUACGUUGAUCUCAGCUAUGUUUACAACAUUAGACCGGGAACUAUACGGCUACCUGCAUUGCCACUUCUAAUGUUUGCACCGGAAACAAAUGCGAUGUCGUAUUCAGCGAUACGAGAUGAUACGACGACAAAAAUGAAUCGACCAAACUCUGUCUGUCACGAUGUUAAACAAAAAAGAACGGAUGGUGAUGAAUCGGCACAGAGUGAUUGUGACAGUAAACCGCCCAACACACCAUCACCCGUAUCUUUAUCAUCAUCAUGUGAGUAUGUAGCAUAUCACGAACAAUCGUCACCAAAGGGAUCAUCACAUGACUUCCACCAGAAGAAACUUCAAAAGAAACCUCUCAUCCAACUCCCCGCUUACCUUCGGAGUCGUAUUGGGGGAACUGCAACCUCCGAUUCUGUUACAUCUCCAGGACCAAUUGUAAAAAGCAAGAAAUGUAGAAGAAGCCGAACAGUUUUUACUGAAUUACAGAUGAUGGGACUGGAGAAGCGCUUCGAACGACAACAAUAUCUUUCCACCCCAGAUCGGGUUGAGUUGGCCGAACUCUUAGGACUAAGUCAGUUGCAAGUAAAGACUUGGUAUCAAAACCGUCGAAUGAAAUGGAAGAAACAGGUAUUGCAGGGUGGUGGAAAAGAGCCCCCGACGAAACCUAAAGGUCGACCGCGCAAAAUACGAACAGAAUAAUCUAAGACCUAAACCACCUUGAUGUUAUGGAAAGCUUUAUCCACAUCAUCUUGAUUUUUGAGUUUUGUUGGGAUAUGUCUGUUCGAAUAAAUACUGUUGUGUCUUGUUGACAAUUUUCUUUUGUUAUAUUCUUAUGUCAGAGCAAACACAAUGUUAACACAAGUUUGUGAUAUUAAGGCAUGUAAUAUUCAUUAAACCCAAUGCAUGCAAGUACAAUGU